Molecule: messenger RNA, 836 nt
Organism: Trametes versicolor FP-101664 SS1
Lineage: Eukaryota; Fungi; Basidiomycota; Agaricomycetes; Polyporales; Polyporaceae
Exons: 10
Coding region: 1-795 (264 amino acids)
Source: RefSeq, a predicted model, not a curated record
AUGCGCUCGUUAGCACCCUCACCAGCACCUCCCUACUCGCAACUGUCAGAGCUAGAGAUAGCUUACAUCGGGAACAAGCAGACUCCCUUCGUCUCCGUCCUGGUAUACACAUCCACCUUGAUCUUCGUGCUCGGGGUGCUCGGGGUACUGAACGUACGCAAAGCAAACACGUCGCCCACCCGUGACUCGGAUUCGGAUACGCCUCAGACGACAACGCCCAUCCGACAGCGAUCGCGCCCGCGCCACGCCGUGAGCGACAAUGUCAUGGAGAUGUCGACGCUUACGGCUCACUGGCUUUGCACCGUAGUGGCCGCGACCGUGUACUUCGCUUUCCAACAUAUGGACCCCUACUACCGCCGGGCUAUUGGGUUCGUAGGCUUUCUCGUCGGCGUUCUCACAGCUUGCCGUGAGUACGACCAGCUCGCCCAGGACAAUGUCGAAAUCUUCUUCACCCCACUCAAGUUCAUAUUGGGGUGGUGGCGAGAGGUCCAGGGCGAGUCAACACAGCCGGGCACAACGCUUGUGCAACGUCUUUCGCCUGGACGAAAGUCGCGCAGCCGCAGCCCGCCGCAAAUUGCGAUCGACACGUCCGGCGCUGGUGUCGGACAGUUUGCAGAAGUGUACGAGCUCAAGGCUCUGUCGAAAGAUGGCUUGGAGCGACGGAAGUCGCCGGGAGAUGCUGGACUAGAGACAGUGACGGAGGAAGGCUCCUCCGUGAUGUCGUCGCCUGCGUGCGCGUUCCCGCCGGUUGUGCAGAUUCAUAGACGGGAGUCCAAGGAGGAAGGGCGGAGGUAGCUGGACGCGCAUGUCGGAUCUGUGAUGUAUCUGUAUGAACC